Alosa sapidissima (American shad) is the source of this 2924-nucleotide messenger RNA. RefSeq names its product coronin-2B-like. Gene Ontology annotation, molecular function: actin filament binding. Bases 455 to 1897 code for a protein of 480 amino acids. The record is from RefSeq and is a predicted model, not a curated record. Gene Ontology annotation, biological process: actin filament organization. NCBI's taxonomy places the organism in Eukaryota, Metazoa, Chordata, Actinopteri, Clupeiformes, Clupeidae. The transcript has 12 exons.
CAUCUCUCUCUCUCUCUCCAGCGCAGCGUGUCGCCAGAGUGGAGAGGAAAACGGGGAGGAGUUCUUCCUCUGUGACUGGAAGAGAUGCAUGCUCUCAGCGAGGCACGCAACAGCAGCACAACACAUCUGACAAACUCACACAUACACACACAUGCUCUCUGUCACCAUCUGACACACACACACACACACACACACACACACACACACACACACACACUCGCACAUACUCUCAGACACAGUAGCACAACUCAACUGAAACACGCACACGUGUGGCCUCUGUCACUAUCUCACACACACACAACUCACACACACACACGCUCUGUCACCAUCUGACACACACACUCUACAUCACACGCUAAUUCUCCCGUCACUCUGACACACACAGCAUCUCACCCUGGCGGAUUUCUAGCCGGUCAGCCUGCCUGUGUUGGACGGUGGCUUCGGACAGCUGUGCAUGACUGUAGCAAAGAUGUCAUGGCGGCCCGUGUACCGGAGCUCUAAGUUCCGGAAUGUGUAUGGCAAAGUUGGCGGCCGAGAGCAGUGUUUCGAUGGGAUCCCCGUCACCAGGAGCGUCCACGACAGCCAUUUCUGUGCCGUCAACGCCAAGUUCCUGGCCGUCGUGACCGAGAGCGCAGGAGGAGGAGCUUUUGUUGUCAUUCCGGUUACCAAGGCAGGGCGGAUAGACCCAAACUACCCCAAAGUCUGCGGCCAUCAGGGCAGUGUUCUGGACGUCAAAUGGAAUCCUUUCAUGGACAACAUUAUAGCCUCAUGCUCAGAGGACUGCUCUGUGCGUAUUUGGGAGAUUCCGGAGGGAGGUCUGAGGCGGAACAUGAGCGAGUGUGUUCUGGAGUUGUUUGGCCACAGCCGCAAGGUGGGCCUCGUGGAGUGGCACCCCACCUGUGCCGGACUGCUGUUCAGCGCUGGAUACGACUUAAAGAUCUUAGUGUGGAAUUUGGAGAUGGGCGGAGCCGUGAAGGUGAUUGACAGCCACUCUGAUGUCAUCCUCUCCAUGUCCUUUAACACGGACGGCAGUCUGCUGGCCACCAGCUGCAAGGACAGGAGGCUACGUUUGAUUGACCCUCGGUCUGGAGAUGUUCUUCAGGAGGCUGAUUGCAAGAGUCACAGAGUAAACAGGGUGGUGUUUCUUGGCAACAUCAAAAAGUUAGCAACAACAGGCGUCUCGCGAUGGAACAGCAGGCAGGUUGCAUUGUGGGACCAGGAGGACCUGUCCAUGCCCUUGGUGGAGGAGGAGAUUGACGGCCUGUCUGGACUGCUCUUCCCCUUCUACGAUCCCGACACACACAUGCUCUACCUGGCGGGCAAGGGAGAUGGAAACAUCAGGUACUAUGAAGUCAUUCCAGAGAAGCCAUACCUGCAGUUUAUAAUGGAGUUCCACUCACCUGCUCCACAGAAAGGUCUCGGUGUGAUGCCUAAACGUGGACUAGAUGUGGGAGCUUGUGAAGUCUUCCGAUUCUACAAGCUGGUAACACUAAAGGGGCUGGUGGAGACUAUCUCAAUGAUUGUACCACGCAGGUCGGAGGCGUACCAGGAGGACCUUUACCCCAUGACAGCAGGACCAGAACCAGCACUCUCAGCAGACGAGUGGCUAAGAGGGGUCAACCGAGGACCAGUUCUGAUGUCCCUGAAAGCCAGCUACAAGCCACCAGGCCAGAAGGCCACCCGGGCCUCCAGACAGGGGAGGAGGCCGGGGCCCGUGCACAGCAUCGACCUGCUGGAGAACGUCCCGCCAAAGACCCACAGCGAGCUCCUGAGGAUGUUCUUCAGACAGGAGGAUGAGUUGAGGCAGAUGAGAGAGGAUCUGGUGCAGAAGGACCAGAGGAUCCAACAGCUGGAACUGGAGCUGAAGAACCUGAAAAACAACAACUCCUGCUCAUGACCCCUCACCAUCACCCUCCGACCCCCCGACCCCAACCCUCUCAGGAGCCUGACACUCAUAAAGCACUUCAGCAUAGACGCCUCACUGUCGACCCUAACGAGAUCCUAACUGUCGAUCCUAACGCCCCCUCGAACUUAAUCUCCCUCAAACUUCCUAACGAGUUUCACCCCCUCAAAUUUACUCUCCCUUAAAGGAGAAUUCCGGCGAUUUUGCACAUAGAUCUGUUUCUCAAGGUCACAGUUAAAAUUAUGCCCCCAGAGUAUAGCACUGUAGCUGCCUGCUACUAUAGCUGUUGGCUGCAGCAACUCGAGCUAGGUAGCACCGUUUUUGUUGUUUUAUUUUGUAUGGACAGUACUCGGUGACCUCGAGAAACGGUGAUCUAUGUGGGAAAAAAAUCUAAGUUUUCCAUUAAACUAAAUAAAAGCUCCUCUCCUCUCAUAAAACUACUCUCGCCCUCUUAAAUUUAACAACUGUACGUCCCCUCACAUUUAUUUUCCUUCAAACUACUCUUUCUCACUCUCUGAUGAGUGAGAUGUCUGAUAAGAGGACAUGGAGACAUUACUCUCAGCUCUCUCAUAAGACAUGGAGACAUUACUCUCAGAAACUGGAGAGAUUACUCUUAGGUCUCAUCGGAGGACAUGGAGACAUUACUCUCAGGUCUGAUGGGACAUAUGAGAUUCGAGGACAUGGAGACAUCACUCUGCCAUGGUGGGUUACUGCUGCCACCUCUUCUGUAGGACAUUUAUGUGACAUUUUUAGCAUGGGGCGAUAUCUGUUCCUUGUAUUUCAGUUAUUCACUCCUUAUUAUGAGCUCAUGUUCAAUGCGUUGUUCCUACAUCCCAAAACAGCAGUAAUCUGUGCAGUGUAGUCCUACACCUUCUCAGCCAUCGACAGGAGGCAGACACCCCACCCCCAAUGCUGACACUGUUAAAUAUAUGUACUGUAAAUACCUUCAAACUCUUGAAAAUAAUCUGUUUGCUUAUAAAUACCGUUUGCUUAUGUUGACUAUAAAAAUUGACCACUUCUA